This is a messenger RNA of Didymella exigua CBS 183.55, 1878 nucleotides long. RefSeq lists its product as uncharacterized. Bases 1 to 1878 code for a protein of 625 amino acids. NCBI's taxonomy places the organism in Eukaryota, Fungi, Ascomycota, Dothideomycetes, Pleosporales, Didymellaceae. The record is from RefSeq and is a predicted model, not a curated record. The transcript has 2 exons.
AUGGCGGAGCAGUCCAAAGUACGGGCGGCCCUCGCCCUGCUGAAGAACCUCGUGCUGGCGGCGUUGCUGUAUGGCGUCAUCUACGGCGUCAUAAACCUGGUGAGCGACCCCAGCGUUGCGACCAAGGGGAAGCUGGGCAUCCCCGCGUUUCUGGACAAGGCUGGGCCGACAGAGCUGAUCAAGACCACCAAGUCGGGCGUCCAGGUCAAGUUCGCGGGCACCUCCAGGACGGUCACCAUCAACCCGCACGCCAAUGUCUUCAACCGCCCAGUCACCGCCGUCAAGGUCAACGACGCCUACCUGGGCCCCCGCCCCCACGUGGACACGGAGGCCGAUCUGCACAUGCUGGUCGAGGCGUGUCGGGGCAGCUACAGUGGCAUCGAGAAGAUGAGGAACGUCUUCGACUGUCUGAAGUUCUUCGCCGACGACGAGUCGCGCUACUACAAGCUGCCCGAGGAGUCUGCCCGGGCCAGUGCGCAGGACCCCCGCAAGGCCGAGUACGCCAGCGCAGAUGGACACGACAACACAUGGAAGAAUUACGCGCCCGUCAGGGACGCGGUGGCGGCGAACGGAUCGAGCAUCGGCACAUGCCCCGGACCCAUUAUCCCUUACCACGUCUACUGGACGGGCCCUGCGACGUGGCGAGUCGAGGUCUUUGUCAAGAGCUACCUGUACACGCAGAACCUGGCCUGCUCGCGUCUGUGGUUGUGGCUGGACAGCGACAAGAACCCAGACGCCGUGAAGAACAUGAUGACAAAGGAUGCGCUCUUCGCCCGCUUCCUGCCUCUGGUGGAGCGCGGUGACAUUGUGCUAAAGGCCUGGAACUUCCCCAAGCGCAUCCCGCUGCCCAAGGACGAAGAAGACAAGAACGGGUUCGGAUACUACAGCAGCCCUGGACGCCCCAACGCCGACGGAGAGAAGGUGCUGGCCGAGAACAUCGUCGAGGACAGGACUGGCCAGCAGUGGCUCGUCCUGACCGCGAAGCAGAUGACGUUUCUGCCCGUCGCUGUCUCAGACGCGGUGCGCUUCAUCGUUCUGCACAUGCACGGCGGCGCAUACUUCGACAUGGACGUGUUGAUGCUCAGAGACAUGCGGCCCCUUCUCCUCCCCAAGGAGCACGCCUUUGCCGAGCGAUGGGCGGCGCACCCGCACCCCGGCGACUACAACACGGCCAUCAUGUCCCUCACGGCCAACUCGUCGCUCUCGUCCUACCUGCUCUACGGCGGCAUCCGCAUGGGCGUCAACUUCCACCCGCGCGUGCUCGGCCGCAUGGCCUGGAAAGACGGCCGCGACCAGGAGUUCCUCAUGCUCGAGACGGGCGCCUUUGACCCCAUCUGGACCGAGUUCAACUGGGACCGCGAGGGCCGCUGCACGGUGCCCUGUCUGCGCGACUACGGCGCCGCGUUCAAGGGCCGCAAGGGCUCGCUCAAGGACGAGUGGGAGAGCUACGACGGCCCAGCCCUCGAGCCCGUGCGUCUCGACAAGGCGCAGCGCAGGGCGCUCAAGCGCGGCCACGAGGACGAGCAGCGUGUCUCUGCGUCGCCGGCGACGCCGUCGCCCAAGACCGAGCACGCCGACUCGUUCCAAGCCACGCUCGACGAGGAGGCGGAGCUGCGCAAGGCCGGCGUCGUCGCGGACUACAGGUUCGACGAGGACAAGUACCCGCCCAACAACCGCACGCUCGAGAACUUCUUCCGCGGCGCGUGGACGUAUCACAUCCACAACCAGUGGCUAAAACACCCCGAACCCUCAUCCUGGCUCAGCAUCCUCGAACACGCACACGACGCUUAUUUCGCGCGCGCACGUCCCAAUCCGUACGCUGAGACCUGGUCCGGCCCCAAUCUCGCGCCCUACAAUUAUUGGCCUGAGUUUGUGUGA